AUGGUUGUCGUUCUGCCGGUGACUGCUGUUGCACUACCAUCACUGGAGCCGCUUGUCGUAUUACAGGAUCCGGAUCUCGUGGCUGCCAAGCCGCUGGUGUUGUCGCCGACUGUAGUCUCGCUGGCUCUCGUGCCGGCUCUACGGUGUGAGACUGCGGUGUUCGUUGUGGAGGUGACACCACAGGCACUGCUCUCGUCGUCUCCAUCGCUUCGACUCUCACUUAUAACCGCGUCAUUGUCGACAUCAUCUGCUGGAUCGUCGUCAGCAAGGCCGCUGCACCCGUAUCCGAUGCCGCAGCGUCGCCGCCACGUCCUACUGGUGCGUCUCGUUCUUGGAUCUGCCCGCCCGUUGCAGAUCCUACUGCAGCUGGUGGUGCCGGUGGCGUUCCAGCGUCAACACCGCCUCACAUCGUUAUCGUGUCCGUCACCUGAUCCGUCUCUUCCUGUCGAGUCUGGGCUUCUGGCGGCUGGACACCGUAUCGGUUGGUUCCCGCGUCGCAGUUCCCGUAUUCGUCGUCGGAUCCGAAGAGAUCGGCAUCACUGUCGCCGCUGGUGUUCCCGCAGUCUCCGUCGUAUCCGUGGUGUCUGGCGACAACAUCGACCGCGUGAUCACCCCACUAGUCGCCGUCGGCACCGUGACUAUCUUUGUUCUUGCCAUUCGUAG
Phytophthora nicotianae INRA-310 is the source of this 663-nucleotide messenger RNA. RefSeq lists its product as hypothetical. NCBI's taxonomy places the organism in Eukaryota, Oomycota, Peronosporomycetes, Peronosporales, Peronosporaceae. The coding region runs from base 1 to 663 and encodes 220 amino acids. The record is from RefSeq and is a predicted model, not a curated record. The transcript has a single exon.